Molecule: messenger RNA, 1710 nt
Organism: Hibiscus syriacus
Lineage: Eukaryota; Viridiplantae; Streptophyta; Magnoliopsida; Malvales; Malvaceae
Product: polypyrimidine tract-binding protein homolog 3-like
Exons: 15
Coding region: 110-1426 (438 amino acids)
Biological process (GO): regulation of RNA splicing
Cellular component (GO): nucleus
Molecular function (GO): mRNA binding
Source: RefSeq, a predicted model, not a curated record
CGAGGAAAGUAAGAAAGCGGAUAGGGCAAAAAUAAUACAACUCUCAUUCCCUCUCUAAAGCUAAAUCUCUUCUCCAAUUUCCUUCUCUCUUUCUCUCAGCUCGUUGCAAAUGGCUGAAGCCUCUAAAGUCAUUCAUGUUCGCAAUGUUGGCCAUGAAAUUUCUGAAAAUGAUUUGCUUCAACUUUUCCAGCCAUUUGGAGUUAUAACAAAACUUGUAAUGCUCCGUGCAAAGAAUCAGGCUCUUCUUCAAAUGCAAGAUGUUCCUUCAGCCAUCAAUGCGAUGCAGUUUUACACUAAUGUUCAACCAACUAUUAGGGGGAGGAAUGUAUAUGUUCAAUUCUCAUCACAUCAAGAACUAACAACAAUGGAUCAGAAUACUCAAGGACGAGGUGAUGAGCCGAAUCGAAUCCUCCUGGUUACAAUCCAUCAUAUGCUUUAUCCUAUUACUGUGGAAGUGCUACACCAGGUUUUCUCACCUCACGGAUUUGUGGAGAAGAUCGUCACCUUUCAAAAGUCGGCUGGCUUUCAAGCCCUGAUCCAGUAUGAAGGACGCCAAAAUGCUAUCUCAGCUAGAACUUCUCUUCAGGGUCGUAAUAUUUAUGAUGGCUGCUGUCAGCUUGACAUACAGUUUUCUAACCUUGAUGAAUUACAAGUCCAUUACAAUAAUGAUCGAUCCAGGGAUUUUACAAACCCAAAUCUCCCAACGGAACAGAAGGGCAGAUCAUCACAGCAUCCUGGGUAUGGUGAUGCAGGAGUUGGAUUCCCGCAGAUGGCUAAUGCAGCUGCAAUUGCAGCAGCUUUUGGUGGAGGUUUGCCUCCAGGAAUAACUGGGACAAAUGAUAGGUGUACAGUUCUUGUUUCCAAUUUAAACCCUGAUAGAAUAGAUGAGGAUAAGCUAUUCAACCUGUUCUCACUGUAUGGAAAUAUUGUGAGAAUUAAACUUCUUCGUAAUAAACCAGAUCAUGGUCUUGUUCAAAUGGGUGAUGGCUUCCAGGCUGAAUUGGCAGUACAUUUUCUCAAGGGGGCUAUGCUAUUCGGGAAGCGACUGGAGGUCAACUUUUCAAAACAUCCGAACAUAAUACAAGGAGCUGACACCCAUGAAUAUGUGAACUCGAAUCUCAACCGCUUUAACCGCAAUGCUGCCAAGAACUAUCGCUACUGCUGCUCUCCGACAAAGAUGAUUCACCUUUCCACUUUACCUCAGGAUGUAACCGAAGACGAAAUCGUGAAUCACUUGGAGGAGCAUGGUGCCACCGUCAAUACCAAGCUCUUUGAAAUGAACGGUAAGAAGCAAGCCCUCAUCAUGUUUGAAAACGAGGAGCAAGCUACCGAAGCCCUUGUUUGCAAGCACGCAACCUCACUCGGUGGCUCAAUAAUCCGGAUCUCGUUCUCUCAGUUGCAGACCAUAAGAGUGAACUCACAGUAAUAGUUUUACGGUAAGGAGUUGCAGUGGUACUGACAUUAAGAAUUCAUUAUCACCCAGGAUAUUAUUAAUUUCGGGUUUUAGGUUAAUCUUUUUUUCUCUUUGUGUGGUUUUAACGCGUUCUAAUUGCUUUUAUGUUGCUGGAUACUUCCCCUUGUUUCUUCAUAUUCAUGUAUUGUAUGGCACUUGAUCACUUUAGGGUCUAAUAAUAUCAGGGUAGAUUGUUAUUAUGCGGAUAAUGGCCAGUUUUUGAGGAGAUAGGGAGAGAGGAACUAUAGCUGCAAUUG